AUGACGAUAAAUCUGAAAAGUCAGAGAAGCUGGAAGACGAAGAAGACGAAUUGGACGACGACGAUAUCGAUCUUAUUCAAGAAAACCUUGGAAACAGGAAAGAGAAGAAACAGCGUAUCAUCCAACCUGAUGAUUCGGAUGAAGACGUCGAUGAUCGUACAGCUAUACAAAAGAAACUUUUUGGAGAAAAUUUCCAACCGUUGCAGGGAGAUGACGGUGAGGGCCCUUCCAGUCCUCGAGAUGAACGCAGCGAUGAGGGUUCGGAAAGGGAUCAUUACUCAGACUCAGAGCAAAGCGGUCAGUAUACAUUUCCACUCGUUCUGUUUGGCAAAUGUUCAUCAGUGGAGAUGA
Cooperia oncophora is the source of this 351-nucleotide messenger RNA. NCBI's taxonomy places the organism in Eukaryota, Metazoa, Nematoda, Chromadorea, Rhabditida, Trichostrongylidae. The record is from the annotation of a GenBank genome assembly.